This is a messenger RNA of Thalassophryne amazonica, 1786 nucleotides long. It is a transcript of the gene mettl14, whose product is annotated as methyltransferase like 14. Gene Ontology annotation, molecular function: mRNA binding. The record is from RefSeq and is a predicted model, not a curated record. Gene Ontology annotation, cellular component: nucleus; RNA N6-methyladenosine methyltransferase complex. NCBI's taxonomy places the organism in Eukaryota, Metazoa, Chordata, Actinopteri, Batrachoidiformes, Batrachoididae. Bases 336 to 1706 code for a protein of 456 amino acids. The transcript is spliced from 11 exons.
CGCUAUAUUUUAUGUUAAACUCUGAGGUGUUCAUGGGUCUUGCUCGCACUGAAUUGUGGAGUUGACAAUCAGUUUCGAGUCGGCAUAAAUAAAGCGGCUGCGAAUUUGUGACGAACGAUCCAGAGUAGCCGCUGGACUUUGUUUUAGCGGCUAACCCCACAUUCGUCAACCAAACCGGAGUGACCCGGUGACAGUAUGGAGUGCACGUACCGCUGUCGUGCCUUUGGGUUUUAGCCGCGAUUUGCCGACUGUUGUUCAACUGUUCAGCUAGCCAGCAGCUAACGCGGGCUAAUGACAAAAGCUUUUCUGUGUUAAAGUACAAACCACGAUAGGAAAUGAACAGUCGACUUCAAGAAAUCCGUGAGCGACAGAAACUUCGGCGUCAGCUUUUAGCUCAACAGUUGGGAGCUGAAAACCCAGACAGCAUUGGUGCUGUCCUAAAUAGCAAAGAUGAGCUUAAAGAGAUAGAAGAUGCAAGAGAAACAUGCAGAGCUUCAUUUGACAGUUCAGUCCCACCCUGCAAACGGAAGGCACAGACUGAAGGAGAGGACACAGAGGAAGACGUGGAAGAACAAAAGGAUGAAGUAGAGGUGCAGCAGCCAGAAGAAAGCAACCCAUAUGAAGAAAUUUAUAAGGACUCAAGUACGUUCCUUAAGGGUACCCAGAGUCUGAACCCUCACAAUGACUACUGCCAGCACUUUGUUGACACAGGGCAUAGACCACAAAACUUCAUCAGAGAUGUUGGUUUGGCUGAUCGCUUUGAAGAAUACCCUAAACUUCGGGAGCUGAUCAGACUGAAGGAUGAACUCAUCUCCAGCACCAACACACCUCCCAUGUACCUCCAGGCUGACCUUGACCAUUUUGACCUGCGGGAUUUGAAGUGCAAGUUUGAUGUCAUUUUGCUUGAGCCUCCUCUAGAAGAAUAUUACAGAGAAUCAGGCAUCAGCCACACUGAACGCUUCUGGACCUGGGAUGACAUCAUGAAACUGGAAAUUGACGAGAUGUCAGACCUGCGUUCCUUCGUCUUUCUCUGGUGUGGCUCUGGGGAAGGACUAGACCUGGGCAGAAUGUGUUUGAGGAAGUGGGGCUUUAGACGGUGUGAGGACAUCUGCUGGAUCAAGACCAACAAAAACAAUCCAGGCAAAACCAAGGCACUGGACCCAAAGGCAGUGUUUCAGAGGACGAAGGAGCAUUGCCUGAUGGGAAUUAAAGGAACAGUACGUAGGAGCAUCGAUGGUGACUUCAUCCAUGCUAAUGUGGACAUUGACUUGAUCAUCACUGAGGAGCCUGAAAUGGGAAAUGUGGAGAAGCCUGUUGAGAUUUUCCACAUCAUUGAACAUUUCUGUUUGGGCCGUCGAAGGUUGCACCUCUUUGGACGAGACUCGACCAUCAGACCGGGCUGGCUGACUGUUGGUCCAAAUCUGACAAACAGUAAUUUUAACCCAGAGACGUAUGCCUUGCAUUUUACGUCACCUAACUCCUACUUGUCUGGCUGCACUGAGGAAAUAGAGAGGCUACGGCCCAAAUCGCCUCCUGUUAAACUGCCAUCAGACCGUGGUGGUGGUGCACCCAGAGGGGGACGAGGUGUGCCAAAUGCAGGCAGAGGUGGCGACAGAGGCCGUGAACGAAAUCGACCAAAUUUUCGUGGGGAUAGAGGAGGUUUCAGGGGCAGAGGAGGGCCACACCGGGGUUUCCAGCCUCGCUAGGGGAAACCAUUAGUGUUAACUACACUGAAUACUUAGAACAUGGUAGUUUGGUUGGACAAAUUAACAGGUGGAUUCCAUUU